Molecule: messenger RNA, 1556 nt
Organism: Jatropha curcas
Lineage: Eukaryota; Viridiplantae; Streptophyta; Magnoliopsida; Malpighiales; Euphorbiaceae
Gene: PSP
Product: 3-phosphoserine phosphatase
Biological process (GO): L-serine biosynthetic process; dephosphorylation
Cellular component (GO): cytoplasm; chloroplast
Molecular function (GO): L-phosphoserine phosphatase activity; magnesium ion binding
Source: RefSeq, a predicted model, not a curated record
GAGUUCCGAUCGUGUCUCCUCUCUCCAUGUGGAGCGAACUUUAUCUAUCGGAUGUCCUCAAGAGGUUGAAUCUUGAUCCUUAUGUGAUUAGUUUCUUGAAGCCCAAAUUUACAGAGUCUGCUGUUUCAUUAGCCAACCGUAACGGGAAUAAUGGGUUCACGAUGGUGCUCGAAUUGGGAAUUUUGAAGGCUGAGCAUCUGAGUAAAGAUGAAGUUGAUAGAAUUGCAGGCCAGUUCGACAACAUAGAAUCAAGUCCCAAAAUUUGUUCCAAGUAAUCAUGAUCGGUCAAUAUAGCAAUAUCACUUCCUUGUUUCCUGUCUCAGACAUUCUGUCGAACACCUUCCUUGUAUGCAUUUUAGCAGCGAGGUAAAAAUCAAACGCCCAACCACAACUCGAGCGAGUAAGAGUAGAGGGAUCUGAGAACAGAAAGAAGAAAGUGCACGUAGAGAACCAAAUAAUUAAACUUUCUCCCGACCAAAACUCAACAAAUUCCAAACUACAACUAUUGUUUGAUGGAAGGAUUGGUGCAUUCACGAAUCAGCCCAAUUCAUCCUACUUGUAGACAAUAUCGGUCUCGCUUUAUUCCAGCAUUUUCCCUGCAUUUAAAGAGGAAUUUAACUGGAGGUCGAAUUGGGUUUAUGAAACAUCCUCAAUCACUCAAUUCAGUUACUGCUUCUGUUCAACCUUUAGAAGCCUCCUCAUUGAGCCGCUUCAACAAUGCAGUGCCAUCCAAAGAGGUUCUUGAGCUUUGGAGAAGUGCUGAUGCAGUAUGCUUUGAUGUGGAUAGUACAGUAUGCCUAGAUGAGGGGAUUGAUGAACUUGCAGAGUUUUGUGGAGCUGGAAAGGCCGUUGCGGAAUGGACCGCUAAAGCUAUGGGUGGCUCUGUUCCUUUUGAGGAGGCCCUGGCGGCCAGACUAUCCUUGUUCAAACCUUCUCUAUCUCAGGUCCAAGAUUUUCUUGAGAAGAGGCCCCCGAAGAUUUCUCCUGGCAUAGAUGAGUUAGUCAAGAAGCUGAAGGCUAAAAGUACCAACGUUUAUUUGAUCUCAGGAGGUUUUCGCCAGAUGAUCAACCCUGUUGCAUCCAUCCUAAGUAUUCCACCUGAAAAUAUAUUUGCCAACCAAUUGCUCUUUGGAAGUUCGGGGGAGUUUACGGGGUUUGAUGCAAAUGAGCCUACUUCAAGGAGUGGAGGAAAGGCAACUGCAGUGCAGCAAAUAAGGAAGGCUCAUGGAUACAAUACUUUGGUUAUGAUUGGAGAUGGUGCAACUGAUCUUGAGGCUCGUAAACCGGGUGGUGCUGACUUGUUUGUUUGCUAUGCUGGUGUUCAACUUCGAGAGGCCGUGGCAGCGAAAGCUGAUUGGGUGGUCAUUAAUUUUAAAGAUCUUAUAAGUUCCCUGGAAUAAGUUCUGAAAUUAUGCUCUAUAUUAUUUGGCCAAAUAACUGUAUUAAAAUAAGUGUUCUCUAAUUUUUUUUUCAUUUCUUAUCACAGUGAACAAACUAUAAUUGUUUAUUUGAGACAAUCAAUAAAAAAAUUAGCACUGGAUGUUUUAUUCACUAUA